GCGGAAGUAAGUCUGUGUGAUUUGUACCACUUUUAUGAGCUCUAACUUUGAAUUUCAACCAAAUAUUCGCUGUCGGAUAGCGUGGACUGACGUAAGAAUAACAAAAAUGGACCGCAACUCGGCAUUUUUAGGCCCACUAUAGCGCAGCCACUUGGACCAGAUGACAUCCAUCCAGUCGGUGAGACUGCCACAGACGGAGCUCGUUGUCUACUGGCUCUUGUCCUUUGGCUCCCACUUGUACUCUUUCUAUCAACUUCACAGGUUCUCAAAAGAGCAUGAAGCAGGAUUGGAUAGAGAAUUUCAACUGGAAAGAGGCCUCUUUAAGGGCUUCAAAAGGGAUGUGUCAGACUUUGAGUGGACCUUUUGGACCGAGUGGGCUAAGAAGUCCUUGCUUUGGACUCUGAUCGGACAUGCUGUCAUAUCUCGAUUGUGCAUCGUCUUUUACCCACAGUUUCGUGUUGCGGUGCUCACAGUUUACGGCCUCUCUGCUGCCUCCAGUGUGUUGGGACUCAGAGGUGUGGCCAUGUUACUUCUCCACGUGGCUUUGUCUUUUUCUGUGGCUCAGCUCAAAAGGCCCAUUUUGUGUUGGACCUGCAACCUUCUGCUCCUCUGCACUCUUCAUGUGCGACCACUUCAGGACAUUCAGAGAGGCUGGUACGAGCACGAGGAGGAAUACUACCUGCUGCUCUUCAGCGUGGCCGUGGGCACUCUUCGGCUCAUCAGCUUCAGUUUGGAGCACUGCGGGCGCCCAUCGAUCCACGGCGCCGCCCUCCCGCAGCUGUGCUGGCUGUUGUCCUACACGUUCUACCAUCCCUUCUUCUACAAUGGACCCAUCAUCACGUAUAAUGACUACCUAGAGCAGAUGCAGAAACCCGUAGAGGAGAGCGACCGGCACAAACCAGGUGCUUGUUACUUGUUGCUUCGUUCGGCACGGAUCCUGAUGUGGUGGUGCAUCGCCGAGUAUAUGAUUCACACCAUGUACAUGCAUGCCAUCCAAUCCAAUGAGACCUAUCUGGAGAUUCUGCCACCCUGGGCUUUAGGUGGUCUGGCUCUGGCCCUGGUGCAGUUCUUCUUCGUCAAGUAUUUGGUCCUCUUUGGACUUCCGUCCAUGUUGGCCACGUUGGACCAGUUGGUUCCUCCUGGUCUACCUCGUUGCGUCAGCAUCAUGUACAGUUUCACCGGCAUGUGGCGGCAUUUUGACAAGGGCCUGUAUCGAUGGCUCCUCAGAUACAUCUACGUGCCCCUGGGAGGUUCACAUCACGGAGUGAUGUACAAAAUGUUCUCCACGGCGCUGGCGUUCGGCUUCGUCUGCCUUUGGCACGGCGGCCAUGACUACCUUCAGUGCUGGGCCCUGAUGAAUUGGCUGGGCGUUCUGGUGGAAACCAGCCUAAAGGCUCUCUUUGGCUCAGCUCUCCUUCACUCCUUUUUUGAGCGGCGAUCCUCUGCGGCGACGAGGAGGCGUUGCGCCGCGUUGCUUUCAGCCUUCUCCACGGCCAUGCUCAUCCUCUCUAAUCUGUUCUUCCUCGGGGGGGUUCACGUCGGCAGGAUCUUCUGGAAGCGCGUCUUCCUUCAAGGCUGGUCCACGGUGGCGCCGCCCAUGCUGGCCUUCCUCUAUUGCUUCGCCCAGGUGGGAUUGGAGUGGGCUUCUCACCCACCGUGAGUCACCUUGACUUUGCAAACGCAGCACAAAAGAACAAAACUCACCCUGCGCCAGAACCACGCUCGGAACCUGGCACGCCGCCACGCUACCCGACUGAAACGGCACGGCGGCUGAAGUCAAGCGGUAAGACAACACCCACCUAUCCGCAGGUUAGGAUUUUGGGUGGAAAUAUUAUGGGAUGGCUUACUUGUUUUUCACAUAAAGUCACGUGAUUUGAAAAUCAUCAUCAUGUCGCCACUGUGAAAUGAAUUUAUCUCCAAAUUGUUUUCAUUUUCAUCUUCAUGCAAGGCAUGAAGAAACAAAUUGAAAUGAAAGCCUAUAAAGUUUAGAGAAACAAUUUCUGUCAUGCCACAAGAUGGCUCCUAAACCCUGUCCAAAUAGGAAGGUAGUAAUUGGUGUCACGCAUGUACAGUUAAAUGAUAUCACGCCAAGUUUAAUCGAGACAAUUAGCAAAAGUUCUGAGUCAUUUCUGUAUAGGCAUGUUUUUGAUCUGCUCAGUAGCAAAUCAUCUACUAAUGAAUUUGAAACGAUAAAGUGUUUGACGACCCAACUAUCAUUAUAGGCAUUUGCAAGCAUCGACGUCAAUUGCCGCAUUUUUUUUACUCAUUGUGUAUCCUCAACGGGGUUCACUAAAAACGGAAUGUGACUCAGUAAAAACUGAAAAAAAAAAAGCUUCUGCUCCCUGGCGACGGCAGCAUUGGCUUCACGAGUGUCGUUACUGGCCCUCCACAUGUAAUUUAGCUGAUGCUAAUAUCCCGAGAUGUAUUACUGAAGAGUUUCAGCCGGGCAGCCACCAGGCAGCCGCCAGGCGCUUUUAAUGGACGGCAUUUAUCCUCUGGAAUGCUCACACUAAUUGCUUUGAGAAGGUAGUUGAGUCAAGCAAAACAUUUCUAGCCAAAAUCACACUCAAAGUCAGCCAUUUAGUUGUUGUCAUGUUUGUCAGUGUCCAAAUAAUCGACCUCUGAGAUUGGAAGCUCCGGAUGUUGCGCACAAUCAUCAAUAGCCACUGUAUGGUUAGCUCAGAAUAAAACUGCGUUUUCGAGCAUGUCAGUUUUGGUCUCAUCUCAUUUUUGCAGUGGAAACUUUCUGUUUUUGGAAGAAAAUAGGCAUCAAACCGUUUUUUAUUUUUAUUAUUUGGGCAUAUUGACCGCUUUCUCGGUCACCCGAAACACUCGGAGCCAAUGAAGUCGUGAGGUUCGGGACAGGAAGUCGGCAAUUUUUGUGCAAAUGAGUAAAUUCCCCAAAGUAAGCAGAAUUUCACAUUUUUAUAAUUUUUUUCAUGUACGCCAUCUAAUGUAGGUGAGCAAAUUAAAAUGUUUAAAUGCCUGUUUUUUUUUGUUUGUUUUUGGAAGGGGCCAUCUCCAAUAUCUGUACUUAAAUUCGACAGCGUAACAAAAUGAAAGUUAAAUGCCCGGUUGAAAAAACUCGGUUGUAAUCCAAAGGGACGAGCGGUACUUUUAAAUUUCCAUUAGUUGAUGUGCGCCGUCGGGGAUGAUUGCGUCUGCGACACUGAGCCGGGGAUCAGUGUCCAAUCCUCUUAAAAGGAGCAGCAAAGUGUGAGCUUUAUCUUGGGUAAGGAGAUCGUCGGGGAAAAUGAAAACCUGCUGAGUUCCAUUUUGGCGUGGCCCUGAGGGUCACACAGACUGCAGUCAUCGUGUACCCUGUCAUUCAUUUUGUGUCAUUGCUCAGCAUACUGUAAAAAAUCACGACUUGUAUUUUUUUUUUUUAGGGGGACCUAACACUAAUUUUAUUGAGAGCUAAUUUUCACAACAGCAAAACUUCCAAUAUGUCGUUUAACUUAAAAUGUUAAGUAUCUGUACUCCCUCCUUCUGUUGGGCUGCAACUAAGAAUAUUUCAACGAUGGAUUAAAAUAUGAAUUACUUUGUUGAUGAAUUGAUGUUUGAAUUUCCGUCACUGUAUUCAAAAACAGGACAUUGUUAUGAAUCAAUUAGUUGUUCAUGAAUCAUUUAAUCAUCAGUACUUUUGCCACCUCCGCUAAAAACUGCAAAUACAAAGUGAAUAAAUAAAAAAGGUCGCUUGCA
Messenger RNA from Syngnathus typhle (broad-nosed pipefish), 3702 nucleotides. RefSeq names its product hedgehog acyltransferase (gene hhat). Bases 161 to 1660 code for a protein of 499 amino acids. The transcript has 12 exons. Lineage: Eukaryota; Metazoa; Chordata; Actinopteri; Syngnathiformes; Syngnathidae. Gene Ontology annotation, molecular function: palmitoyltransferase activity. Gene Ontology annotation, cellular component: endoplasmic reticulum. The record is from RefSeq and is a predicted model, not a curated record. Gene Ontology annotation, biological process: protein palmitoylation.